UGGAGAGGAGGAGGCGGCGGCGGCGAAGGCAGGGCUCCCGCUCUGCUCCGCCCCGCCGGGCGGCUCCUGCUUUUCCUGGGGGCUGCCGCUGCUUGUCCCGGCCCCGCCGCUGCUUGUCCCGGCCCCGCCACCGUUGCUCUUGCCGCCGCGUCCUCCCCCGCCCGGGUGCCCAAAGUUUCUCGCGAGCGGAGUGCAGCGCGGAGGCCCGCCUGGGACUGGGAGCGCCCCGCGGUGGGGAGCCUCGCGGGGCAGGGCGCCCGCCCCGUCCUCUGCCGCCUCGCCCGGGCCGCGUGGCCAGCGGCGCCUCUUCCCUGGCCGGCGCCCGUGCGCCCUCGGUCGCCGCGCCAAACAUGCCGGCCCGCCCGCGGCUUGGGCCCCCGGCCACCGUCGCCGCCACUUGGAGCCGGCCGCUCUUCCUGCUGCUCGUCGCCGCCGCGUCCGCGUCCCCCUCCUCGGCCGAGCCCAGCUCGCGAAGUUGCUCGGAAGUCAAGAGGCUCUACGUGGCCAAAGGCUUCAGCCAGAACGAGGCGCCCAGCCAUGAAAUCAACGGUGAUCACUUGAAAGUCUGCCCUCAAGGCUACACAUGCUGCUCUCAAGAAAUGGAAGAGAAAUAUGGCCAACAGAGCAAACACGACUUCAGAAACGCUUACGUGGAACUUAGUAAUAACUUGCAAGCCACCUUCAAUUCCCGAUACAAAAAGUUUGACGAAUUCUUCAGAGAGCUUCUUGAGAACGCCGAGAAAUCCUUGAACGACAUGUUUGUAAGGACUUACGGCCUCCUGUACAUGCAGAAUUCGGAAAUGUUUAAGGACCUCUUUGUGGAGCUGAAGCGGUACUACACAGGGGGCAGCGUCAACUUGGAGGAAAUGCUGAACGACUUCUGGGCCCGCCUGCUGGAGCGCAUGUUCCGCCUGGUGAAUCCCCAGUACCACUUCUCCGAUGAGUACCUGGAGUGCGUCAGCAAGUACACGGAGCAGCUCAAGCCCUUCGGGGACGUGCCGCGCAAGCUGAAGCUACAGGUGACGCGAGCGUUUGUGGCGGCGCGGACCUUUGCGCAAGGCCUGGCUGCAGCGAGAGAUGUUGUUGCCAAAGUAUCAGCGGUCAACCCUACACCGCAGGGGGUCCAAGCCUUGCUGAAGAUGAUGUACUGCCCAUACUGCCAAGGGUUGGUUGCCGUCAAGCCCUGUUACAACUACUGUUUCAACGUGAUGAGAGGCUGCCUCGCCAACCAAGGGGAGCUGGACACUGAGUGGACUAACUUCAUAGACUCCAUGCUGAUGGUGGCUGAGCGGCUGGAAGGCCCUUUCAACAUAGAAUCCGUCAUGGACCCAAUUGAUGUGAAGAUCUCGGACGCCAUCAUGAACAUGCAGGAGAACAGCAUGCAGGUCUCCCAAAAGGUUUUCCAAGGAUGUGGGCAGCCGAAGAUGCUAGCCCAAAGUCGAACAUCUCGCUCAGUCUCAGAAAGUAGCUUCAGUGCCCGUUUUAGACCUUACAACCCAGAAGAGCGGCCAACCACAGCAGCUGGCACAAGCUUAGACAGACUGGUGACAGAUGUGAAGGAAAAGCUGAAGCUAGCAAGGAAAUUCUGGUCCUCCCUUCCUGGCAAUAUCUGUAGCAACGAAAAGAUGGCCGCCAACAGCAUCAACGAAGAAGAGUGCUGGAACGGGAACGACAAAAGCAGGUAUGUCUUCGCUGUGACGGCGAACGGCCUGGCCAACCAGGCGAACAAUCCUGAAGUGGCAGUUGACACCGCAAAACCAGACGUGGUGAUUCGCCGGCAGAUUGUGGCCCUCCGAGUGAUGACCAAUAAGAUGAAGAACGCCUACAAUGGGAACGAUGUUGACUUUAUUGAUAUAAGUGAUGAAAGUAGCGGAGAAGGGAGCGGCAGCGGCUGCGAGUUGCAGCAAUGUUCCCCUGAAUUUGUGUUCAACAUAACAGAAGUGAAACGGGAUAACAAGCAAAUGGACAAAAUAGCCGACGACGCGGCCGCCAGCAGAGUGGGUCUUUCGGGAGCCGCCUUCCUUGCCAGCGUCCUCAUCUUCCUCGCUGGGCAACGACAGUGGAGAUAACUGUGCCACUUUUUGCUUUUUUGUUUUUUUUAAAGAGGGGGGCAAAAUGACUCUUAUUAAAACAAAACAAAAAAUAGUUAAAAGGCACCUGACCUCACUUUUAUACCAUCUAGUGACUUUUGGGGGUGGGGGUGGGUCAUUUGUAAGUUAACGGACAACAGUGUACAGUUUUUACGGUGUUGCCGCUUUUCCAGCCUUUUGGGAAGGGGAAAACGGAACGCAAGGAUUUUGGACCAGUUAGUCUGACCUGUUGACUGAGAAACCACAAUAAAUGUGGUGGACUAAGUUGUAUAUACAGGCCUGUAAGUUAGCUUUGCUUUUCUUUUUUUUUUAGUUCAGUUCUCUCUCACCUCUCCCUCGCCCCCACCUUUCCUUUAUUUUAUUUUAGUCUCUAUUUCCUGCCAAAAAAAACCAAACUAGAAAAAAACAACCCAGAGUCCUCUCUUGGCAUGUAUCGAGGGUGAUGUCGUUUUCCUGAAAUACGAAAUUAUCUGUACAGAAGCAAAGGUUUCUUUUUUUUUAAUUUAUCAUAUUUCGUGGGCAGUGAAAGAAGCUGCCUCUCAAGCAACAGAAGUCGCUUUGUGUAAUUAAGUUCCCACAUGUCUCCGUUACGCUAGAUGGCUUACCUAAGAGAGAAGAGGGGCUUGGUUUUUUUCAGGGGGGGAGGGAUUCCAAUCUUUAGAACAGAAUGUAAAUGGUUAGGGUUGCACUCCUUCUUGCCGGCUGCAGAAAGCCCUCAUCAUCGCCUCCUCCUCCUCCUCCUCCUCUUCCUCUGCCCACCCUUCCCAAGCAAAUUAUCCAACCACAUUUGUGAGAUCCCCCCCUUUUACUGGAAGAGAUUCCACACUGUUCUAGUGCCCAAUUGUUCCUGGUAGCCCUUCCUCUUGAUGGGUCUUUGACAAGUGGCCCAUCAGCCAAAGCUCUGUUCUGUUGCCUUGGUGUCCUGCUGGAAUUGCCUCUCUGCAAGGAAUCUUGAAAGGGGAUUUGGUGAGAACUGGCCCCAGGUGACAUAUGUUAGAGCAACCUUUCCUAACUUGGUGCCUCCCAGAUGUUGCUGGACCCCAACUCCCAUCAGUUCCAGCCAGCAUGGCCAAUGGUCAGAGAUGAUGGGAGUCUCAGUACAACAACAUCUAGAGGGCACCAGCUUGGGGAGGCUAUGGGUUUACCCUGGGUUUCAGGACCAGAUUUUGGAGGACAGGUGAUGCUGUGAGAUUUCAUUGGGAGGGAAGGCAGGCUGCUGGCACGGGCAGGAUUGGUGGCCUCUCCUUCAAAGUUCCCACUUACCUCUGUCCCCAAAUAUGAAGCUGUGUCACCAUAACUGGCAGCUGUUGAACAAAUGUAUAUUUUUUUAAUUGAAUUUAAAUCACUAGAAAUAGAAUUACACAAGUUAAGUCUGCAGAAAGACUAAAAACUAUUCUGGAAGCUUCUCAUGGCUGAGCAGCCGCUGGCAUCCAGCUGAGUUCCUCCAGUUCUGAAAACAAUUGGCUGAGAGUAAAAAGGAGGAUGAAUGAGCGAAAUGAGAAGGUUUUAUUACAGUCCAGAGCUGUAUUGCAUGGAUUGGGAGGAGGGGGCGUGUUUGGGGUGUUCCGUUCUAUUUUUAUACUGAAACAUUUACUUGGUAGAUAGGGUCAGGAUUGUUGUCAUAUUCCCUCCCCCCCAAAAAACAAUUACCUCUUAAAAGAACUUUUGUAUAAAAGAUGGAAUCAUCUUGGCUUAGAUACUAUAAUAAAAUCAUUCCCCAGAGGCAUAAUAUUUCCAGAAGCAGCCAGUUUAUUUAUUAAAAUGCCAUGUUACUAAACUAGACAUAAUUCUGGCUAGAUGCUUGAUGUUUCUAUUUGUUUCUUCUGUUGUAGAAAGCCGGUCACAAAAGCAGAAGACCUGAGAGAGGUUAUAAUUUUAUGCAUUGUACGGGGUGGGAGGUGGAAUGGAUUGUAAAUAACUAUAUGUUGCUUUCUUGCAAGGAGUUGCAGGGGGAAAAUGUCGAUGACUAAGAAACUACCUCAGUUCUGAGGAAUUUCCCUUCUAGCGUUCUUUUUCUUUUUCUUUUUUUUUAAGUGCUAUUACAUUGAUGAUAAAAAUGCAAGCAGGGCCUUCAGCACUCAGCCAAAGGAGUGAUCCCCUACAGACCUUGCUAGGUUGCUUUUAAUUUAGAGCAUCAAACUAAGCCCAGCUCUUUUCCUUUCAGAUCUCAUCCCUGACAAAGGGAUUUCAGGCUAACCUUUCUGCCAAAAACUCCUAAUCAACUGGAUUUGGAUGUAUAGCUUCCCCCUCCCCUCCUUGUUUUGUCACUUUUUUUUAAGAAAAAAAUUUAAGUGGGCUUAUUAUAUGAAUUUCAGUUGUGAAAUAUCACAAAUCAACCUUAAGCGUGUGGGUUUCUUGGGUGACUCUUAGUAAGGUCUAACUGGAUAACUAUUGCUCUUUUAUUUUUUGGCUAAUGAGCCAAUGAGAUUUAAAUGGGUUGUGGUGAAAAUUGGUUUUUUUUGGGGGGGGAGGAGUUGGGAGAAAUAAAACUGAGCUGAGAGGACAAAAUGGGUUACACAAGAGCCUGGUCUCCAAAAGAAUUAGACUUUUCUGGAGUCUCCGCUUGGGGUCUGUGUAGAAGGCUGGCUCACGUAGCAUCUCCGUUGCUUGACGAUCACGUCAUGUGUGAACAGUUGGUCACCAGGGCAACUUCACUGAAAGAACUUGUGAUAUGCUCUCUCAAGCCCUUGUGAAGUGCCCAGAUGUAGAAAUGGGGGGGGGCACUUGCAAGAGCCCUGCCCCACAAAGCCCUCCCAUGUUAUUUUUAAAAGGCUUGUAAAUUCUGCUCUUUAAAACAAUGACAAAAACACCCCUCCCCCCAAAAAACCUUAAUCCUUUUAUAACUAACAGCCUACUGAUUAUUAUUCAAUAAAUUGUAUUUUGAGAAGGAUGAGGAGAAUUGAGCAACUCAAAGCACCAAAGCCGUAACUGGAACGUGUUUAUUUGGAUGGGCUUUUUCUUUACUUUUUUCCUGACUCCUCCCCCCCCCCCAAAAAAGGUGUCUCCAUUUUAUAAAAGAACGUGUCAUCUCAGAGGCUACAGAAUUCAGAGUAAACAUAGAAUGACAAAA
Molecule: messenger RNA, 5160 nt
Organism: Rhineura floridana
Lineage: Eukaryota; Metazoa; Chordata; Lepidosauria; Squamata; Rhineuridae
Gene: GPC4
Product: glypican 4
Exons: 9
Coding region: 351-2069 (572 amino acids)
Biological process (GO): regulation of protein localization to membrane; regulation of signal transduction; cell migration
Cellular component (GO): cell surface; synapse; extracellular region
Source: RefSeq, a predicted model, not a curated record